This is a messenger RNA of Klebsormidium nitens, 1146 nucleotides long. NCBI's taxonomy places the organism in Eukaryota, Viridiplantae, Streptophyta, Klebsormidiophyceae, Klebsormidiales, Klebsormidiaceae. The record is from the annotation of a GenBank genome assembly.
AUGAUCACAGAAAAGGUGCGGCAGAGCUGCGCAAAGAGCUUCCAAGCGCUGGAGCAAACCAGCAAAGGUCUGCGUGACUCUGCGCGACGGUGCACCAAGACUCUGGUCGUGACGCCUUUGAAACGGGCGCGGGGUUUGUCAGCUUGUGAGCGAGGAACAGCGGAUGGCGAGCUGAUAGAUGGGGCACUCCCCGUCAACUUGAAGCUUCCCAAAGAGAUCCUCGUAGAGGAGCUCAGCCUGCGCGCCGGUCUAAUCAAGCUGGUGAUCACAGACACAAGCUAUCGAAGCGAGGAAGAGCACUGCAACUUCUCGUUUCUCAGAAUAUUGACCGAGGUUCCCUGGGAAGACGUCGAGAUAGAAGGGACCUCUUGUGGGCAGCGCUGUAGAACCUCCUGUAGAACGACGUGGGAGGACGAGUACCCAAAGAAGAUAGUCUCUGCGUGUGCAACUGGCCUCAAGAGACUGGUCAUUACAGGGUUUCACUUCCGGUUCGAGCGUACUGUCUUCAGCUUCUUGGAACGCUUUCCCAAGCUCGAAGCUCUGACCUUGGAAGGCUUAUCCAUGGCACGCCAUGAUCUAGAUUACGACUUCGUUGUGAAGCACGAACAUUUGGCGAGCUUGAACAUCGCAGGCUUGUAUUGCCCUUACCUUGGAGUUGGAGUCUUCCUUACCCCGGAGUAUCAACCCGACGUAGACUUCCCAUUUGCUCUCGUCUCAGCAAACCUCCCCAGUCUUCGGCACCUGAGCGCAACCGUAUACGAUGCCGGUAGUAGGAUGAGCAGCCGUCGGAUGUGCCCAAGUCCACUGUUGGUCAAUAUCCCUGGGUUUACUUUCCCAAACACUUUACGGGUUCUAGAGCUCUACUGGCGCCACUUUUCUUACGUGGACUUCAGACCCGCGUCGUUGUAUGAGAUGCUCGAGAAAGACUGCCCCCAACUGCAGGAGCUUCAUGUCAGGAUGGAUACUCCGUCGUCAAAGAACGCAAAAGAGCGGACUCUAAAAUGGGUCUCCGAGCAGGAAAAACCACUGGAAGGGUGUCCUGAACUGAGGGAACUCACUUUUGAGAUGUCGGAAAACGGGGGAAAGUGGGAGUGUGUGAAGACACUCCGAAGAAUCUGCAGACUGCGGAACCCAGGCUUUGUUUGA